Molecule: messenger RNA, 3499 nt
Organism: Conger conger (European conger)
Lineage: Eukaryota; Metazoa; Chordata; Actinopteri; Anguilliformes; Congridae
Gene: lpl2a
Product: lipoprotein lipase
Exons: 10
Coding region: 136-1659 (507 amino acids)
Biological process (GO): lipid metabolic process
Molecular function (GO): lipoprotein lipase activity; apolipoprotein binding
Source: RefSeq, a predicted model, not a curated record
UGAAAGGGUGGAGACUUGGACUAAAUAGUGUGGGGGAAAACGCCGUGGCAUAUAUUCAAUUUGUUCUGAAUUAUAUUCCUCUUGUUAUAGAAACACACAGGGUGUCAAUAAUAUUGAAUUCUAAUAUUUAAAGACAUGAAAAGGGGCGCAUACCAAUAUUUUUUCUUGUUUGUCACAAGUUUAACGGUGUUCCCUGUAACUCCUUUGGAAGAAGAGCUCUCAAAUUCUCUCUUUGAUAAUUUUCUGGAGCCAAUAAAGGGCUUGUUUAACAAGAAGGAUGGAAGUAGUGCCUAUGCAAAGUUCUCUCUGCGGAGACCUUCAGAUCCAGAUGAGGACGUGUGCUAUAUUGUGCCCGGAAGUCCCGAGUCCCUCAGCGCCUGCCAUUUCAACAGCACUGCUAAGACCUUUCUGGUGAUCCAUGGAUGGACGGUGAGCGGGAUGUUUGAGAGCUGGGUCGCCAAGCUUGUAGCUGCGCUGUACGAGCGGGAACACUCUGCCAAUGUCAUCGUAGUGGACUGGCUGAACACGGCACAGAAUCAUUACAUCGUGGCUGCUCAAAACACGAAGAUAGUGGGACAAGACGUCGGUCACUUUAUCGACUGGAUAAAGGAGACGACUAAUGUCACUCUGGAGGAUCUUCACCUCAUUGGCUACAGUCUGGGUGCCCAUGUGGCUGGGUUUGCUGGAAGUCACGCCUCCAACAAAGUCGGAAGGAUAACUGGUCUGGACCCGGCUGGGCCUGACUUUGAAGGCGCCCAGGCCCACCACCGCCUCUCCCCGGAUGACGCCCAUUUCGUGGACGUGCUGCACACUUUCACCCGGGGCUCCCUGGGCCUGAGCAUCGGCAUCCAGCAGCCGGUGGGGCACGUGGACAUCUACCCCAACGGGGGCGGCUUCCAGCCUGGCUGCAACCUGCGUGGAGCCCUGGAGAAAAUCGCUAACUUCGGGAUCCUGGCGAUGACCGACGCGGUGAAGUGCGAGCACGAGCGGUCCAUCCAUCUCUUCAUCGAUUCGCUGCUGAACGAGCAGCAGGCCAGUCAGGCGUACAGCUGCGGGAGCAGCGACAUGUUCGACCGCGGCGUCUGCCUCAGCUGCAGCAAGAACCGCUGCAACACCGUGGGCUACGACGUCAGCAGGGUGCGCCAGGCCCGCAGCGCCAAGAUGUUCACCAAAACCCGGGCCUCCAUGCCCUACCGAGUGUACCACUACCAGCUGAAGAUUCACUUCUCCAGUAAGGUGAACCGGUCUGAGAUGGAGCCCUCAUUGACAGUGUCUCUAUACGGAACUAAUGGAGAUGCUGAGGACCUUCAGCUGAACAUAAAAGACAAGAUUUCAACCAACAAGACCCAUUCCUUCCUUCUGGUGACCGAGAAGGACAUUGGAGAACUUCUGAUGAUGAAAUUUAAGUGGGAGGAGUCCAGCAGCUGGUCCUCCUCCUCUCUGCUACAGAUGGUGUCCUCUUGGUGGUCCGGGGACUCUAGCGCCACCUCUGGUGUGGAGGUCCACAAGAUCCGUGUUAAAGUCGGGGAGACACAGAAGAAGAGCGUCUUUUGUGUCAAGAGUCCUCAAGCACUCAAUUUGGCACAGGAAGUCACAUUUGUGAAGUGCAUGGAUGGAUGGAAGAACCCCUCAAAAAGGCAUUUCCAGAAGAAACACUGAGUUUGAGUCUGAAGAUCUGCUGUGGACCAACUGUCACCUCUGAACAAGCAUUUUGAAAAUAAUCUUUCCAGCUGAAACUAAUGUUUCAAAUGUAAUAUCUCAAGCAAAAUGCAAAGUACACACUGUUAUGUAUAUAAUGUAAAGUAAUAUUUUUAAUGUGUAAAUAUGUAUAUAACACGUUUCUAAGUACUGCUUUUUGAGCCAUGCUCUACUCCGAUUCCGCUCAUCGUUAUCCAGCUGGUAACCCAAAGAGACUGUCUUUUAUACAAAGACUAUGGUGCUUAUUAAUGCUCUACUACAUUGUUACAUUAAGGUUUUGUUUAGGAAACUAUGGGUGCCCUGGAGCACUGCAUGCAGCAUGAUACUUUUGACUAUAGUCAUAACCAUGACAUGCAGUAAUGUAAGUGUCAGUGAGACUGUGAGCUGAAUAACUUUCUGCAUUAUACAAUGGCACUUAUAUGUAUCUGUACCUACAUAUUACACAGCUAUAACAAGGGAUGGCAGACUUCACUUAACAGAGCCAGGAAUCAGUAGAAACUGAUUGACUUACGGUACUAAACUUCUGUCCCAUCUCUUGGCCUUGCCUUGCGUGGAAAGUGACCUGUAAGUGCAUUCACCGCUGUCUGCCUCACUUUUGUGGGUUAAGGUUCUGACAGAGUGUGCCUUAAAAAAUGUCUGACAGCAGUAUAGAUGUGAGCUGCAAUCGACACUUAAAGCGUCUUAACUGAUGUUUAAUUCCCUGCUGUUUCAGUGAUUAAUUUCUGUUGUACAUUUUGGCGUAUCAUUUUUAGAGUAAUCGAAUUGUAUGUGGAUUGAAAAGCAUUUUAAACCUAAAGUCUAGACAUAUCUUAAGUUUAUUUAUUCAAGUACUUGAGUAAAAAUUAAUGCUCAUUAUUUUUAUAUGACGUAGAUAUAUAAAAUAGAUUUUGUUAAGGUCAAUGUAUAUUACUUUUGUGUCAAGAAAUUAUCGCCUUCAUAUCAUUUCUGAUCAUAAGGACAUUGCAGCCUUCUCUCCCAACUAAAAGUACAUCUAAAUGUGCCCAUUUAGAUCAAUGAAAGGGCAGACUUUCAUUAAGAAGAUGAAUGUUAGAAGGAUGCUCUCCUGUUAUUUCAGAAAUUAGGCAAUGAAUAGCCAAGAUUGUUCUCCCAAUGUGAACCUUUGUUGCCUGGCAGAAAUAUAAUUCCACUGACUGCACUACCAAUAAUAACUGACAAACAUGAAAAAUAAAAAUCACUCUCCAGUAUGGUUCAUUAACUUACUCGCACUUCAUUCCACGUUGGAUGGGAGGCUACUUUGACUAGUCUUUGCCGAAAAUGGGGAAAUAAAUUAGUAGAAAUAUUGUGAAAAGGAAGGUAUAUUAUAAGGUGGCAUAAUGGGUCACAUUGCUUAUAUAAAUUGAAUGGGUAGAGUUGUGGAUAAUAACCACUCUCAAGUUGAUGUACGAUGAGUAGGCCUUGCAUUCAGGAAUCCCUUGGAUGUGGAAGCUCAGUGUGUGAAAUUGGUCCUGUAUGUAAGUGUUAUAAGAAACCCUACUGUAAUGGUUCUUUCGCAUAUCAGUUCAUAUCAUCUCCAUUCAACUUGUAGAAGAUGGUAAAAGUUUUGCAAUUUUUGUAUUAAAUGUCAUGUUUUUGCAAUGGCAAAAAGAAAUAUCACAAAGAAUGCAAGAUGUGCGUUAAUACCAUGUAUUAACAAUAAUGUAAAACCUUAUGGUAAAUAUUGUUCAUGUGUACUGUAUGGGAUGGGCUUAAUCUAAAAAAAAAAGGCAGUAGACAUAGUUGAAUGAUCAUGUAUAUAAUUGUAAAUAUGUACAUGCAUUUGAAUAAAAAUCCAUGAAUCCAA